Capsella rubella is the source of this 2113-nucleotide messenger RNA. Its product is annotated as transcription factor bHLH67. The transcript has 3 exons. Gene Ontology annotation, molecular function: DNA-binding transcription factor activity, RNA polymerase II-specific; protein dimerization activity; RNA polymerase II cis-regulatory region sequence-specific DNA binding. Lineage: Eukaryota; Viridiplantae; Streptophyta; Magnoliopsida; Brassicales; Brassicaceae. Bases 857 to 2017 code for a protein of 386 amino acids. The record is from RefSeq and is a predicted model, not a curated record. Gene Ontology annotation, biological process: regulation of transcription by RNA polymerase II.
GCAUAGUUUCUGUAUAAAGUUAAGCUUUUUGAGUCUUGAAUAAAAGAAAUGGUAUGGGAAUAGUGAAGAAAGAAUGAUUGAGACAUCAUGAGAAAGAUGACACAAACCCAAAGGAAGCUCUCUUACCCAUGACAUGUCUCUUUUUACCUUCUUCUUCUGUGUAAUUUAGAAUUGUCCCCACAAAGUCUGUCUCCACUUCAAGACAAAACUGCCUCCACCAAUAAUCUCUUUCUCUCUCUCUUCUUUGCUCUGCUCAGCCUCACCAACUCUUACAGUACCCAAACACAUCUAUUUUCUUACCUCUCUGUUUUUUUACAGUUCCUCUGUUUCCACUCUACUCAAUAGCUUACUAAAGACUCUGUUCUAUAUAAAGCUAACAGUUACAAGUCCAGAAAAGCUCAGAAUCAGAUGAGAGUACAUGAGUUUCCUCUUCUGCCUCUUUGGUGAUUUUUAGCAUUUAUUUCUCAGUCACUCGUCCUGUGUUAAUUACAUUUUCAUAACAAACAAGAGCUCUCAAAAUGGAGAGGUUCCAAGGACACAUCAACCCCUGUGUAUGUAUCUUUUGCUUAAUUUAGAAAGCUUUUACUCUCCUUUCUUCAAUCUUCUCUCUUCCCUUGAAUCAUUUUUUCUAUACUCAAGAGACAUGGACUUGCAUUUACUCAUUCUUAAGUAAUCCAGAUACUGCAUUUAAUGCUUUUGUUGUUUGUUUUCUAGAAAACAAUAACAAUUCUCCAAUCAUUUUUGCUUCCCUCUCUUUUGAAAACAUUCCAAUAUCCCUUCUACUUUCGUUUAUCACUGCCCUAACCCACCAAGUCUCUAACAAACACACAGUAGAACUAAAUUACACUUCUUUUUCAUGCUAUGCAACCUCAUUCCCCUGUGUUUCUUGCAGUUUUUGGAUCGGAAAGCGGAUGUGAGAAGCCUAGAAGUUCCAGCAUUUGCAGAGGCUCAAAGCUUUGCCAUUAAAGAAGAGGAAGCAAGCUUAUUACAAGAUACAGUUCCUUUUCUACAGAUGCUGCAGAGUGAAGACCCUUCAUCGUUUUUUACUAUCAAAGAGCCAAGCUUCCUAACGCUAUUGUCUCUUCAAACCGUCAAAGAGACUUGGGAACUCGAACGCUAUCCGGAGUUUCAUUCACCCGUUCAAUCGGAGACCAACCGCUUCCCGAUUUCAGCAUCAUCCAUGGGAGGAACCAAUCAAGCUUUUUCAAGCCAAGAACUUCCCUUUAGCCAAGCAAACAUGACACUCCCUCCUACCUCAUCACCACUCACCACAAAUUCAAGACGCAAGCGCAAACUCAACCACUUGCUGGCUCCAGAACUGACCCGAGAAAAGAGAAAGCGGAGGAAAACCAAGCCAAGUAAAAACAUUGAAGAGAUCGAGAAUCAAAGAAUAAAUCACAUUGCUGUUGAACGAAAUCGACGGCGUCAAAUGAACGAACAUAUCAGCUCCCUCCGUGCCCUUCUCCCACCAACCUACAUCCAACGAGGAGACCAAGCGUCUAUAGUAGGGGGAGCAAUAAACUACGUGAAGGUCCUCGAGCAAAUCAUACAGUCUCUUGAAUCGCAAAAGAGAACGCAACAACGCAGUGAGGUAGUUGGAAACGCGAAGGACCAUCUCUCAGGCAUUUCGUCGAACGAGUUGUGGACGACUCGCGAAGAUCAAACUUGCAUCCCCAAAAUUGAAGCUACAGUGAUACAAAACCAUGUCAGCCUUAAAGUUAAAUGUCUAAAGAAACAAGGGCAACUUCUCAAAGGAAUCAUAUCACUCGAAAAGCUUAGACUCACUGUUCUUCAUCUCAAUAUCGCACCUUUGUCCCAUUCCUCUGUUUCAUAUUCCUUCAACCUCAAGGUAAACACUGCUCUUUCCUUUUUUUUUUACUUUAAUUAUCAUAAACCUCAAUUUUUUCCGAUUUUGUUGGAACAGAUGGAGGAUGACUGCGACUUAGAAUCGGCCGACGAGAUUACAGCGGCAGUGCAUCAGAUUUUUGAUAUUCCGACGAUUUCAUUAAACACAUAAAAUUCCAAAACAGCUAACAAAAUUUGUAUCUUUUAUCAUUAUUAUAAAGAAGAUACCAAUUUCUUUUACUGGGAAUAAAAAUUCGUUUUUUUGUUC